Molecule: messenger RNA, 3265 nt
Organism: Saprolegnia parasitica CBS 223.65
Lineage: Eukaryota; Oomycota; Saprolegniomycetes; Saprolegniales; Saprolegniaceae
Exons: 10
Coding region: 35-3232 (1065 amino acids)
Cellular component (GO): nucleus
Molecular function (GO): ATP hydrolysis activity; ATP-dependent chromatin remodeler activity; ATP binding
Source: RefSeq, a predicted model, not a curated record
GCAUCAACAAGCGUAAGCUCGCGCCGAACCCGCGAUGGAAGCCCUUGGCGAUCUCUCGGACCUGCUGCCGACGGCCCUGAGCAGCAUGACGUCCCCGGUCCAUGCGCCUGCGGGAACUACCUCCCAUGGACCCAUGGAGGUCGCGGACGACGACGAUGCCAUGGACGACGACGACGUCGUGCCGGUCGAUGCACCCGCGGCCAAGGAAGACGAGUACAUUCCCGACAUCUCGCAGUGGAGCUCGGACGAGGAAGAGGAAGUGGACGAAGAGGAGGAGAACCCAAAGGCGCCCAAGUCGCGCCGGAAGAAGCGUCUCCAUGACAUUCUUGAAGAAGACGAGCUUGACGACGAGACCAUCAUGGCCCGCGAGAUGGAGAAGGAGCGCAUGAAGCGCUUCCGCGCAGAAGAGUCGAACGACAAGCCCGACUUUGGAUGGACCGCCGACGGGAAGCUGUGCAUCAACCCACUGGAAGACGGGUCAAUCCCAACUGGCAAGAUUGGUGAAGACAACGAACCGAUCUUGAUCCACCCCGACAUCUCCAAGGCGCUCAAGCCUCACCAGAUCAAGGGCGUGCGAUUCUUGUGGAGCCACAUCUCGAUCGGUCCCAAGGGCUUUGGCUGCAUUCUCGCGGACUUUAUGGGUCUGGGCAAGACGCUACAGGUCGUCGCGACCGUGCAUACGUUCCUCAACGCGAUGGUUAUGGAGGACGGCGUCAGCGUCGCCAAAUACAACUCGGCGUUGAUCCUCGCGCCCGCGAUUUGCGUGCGCAACUGGGAAGCGGAAUUCAAGAAGUGGCUGUCGCCGCGCGACGUUCGCCGCAUGGGUCUCACGACGCUCGAGUCGGACAAGAACAUGCAGGAGCGCGUCGACACGAUCCUCCAGUGGCAGCAACAUGGCGGCGUUAUUAUCAUGGGCUACGAAAUGUACCGUGGGCUUGUCUUGCAAGCAACUGGCGAAGAGAAAGCCAAGACGAACAAGUACACGCUACGUCUCCAAAACCAGCUCAAGGAUGCCUACGAAGCGCUCUGCGCCCCGGGACCCGACCUCAUCGUGCUCGACGAGGGUCAUCGCAUCCGUGACGCCAAGUCCAAGCUCGUGCGCGCCCUUACUCAUGUCGAGACGAAGCGCCGCAUCAUUCUCACGGGGUACCCCCUCCAGAACCACCUGAUGGAGUACUGGACCAUGGUCAACUUUGCACGUCCAAACUUUCUUGGUUCCCAAGCCGAAUUUAAGAACCGGUUCGUGUUCCCGAUUGAGAACGGCGGCUUCGAAGACAGUACGCCCGAGGACAUGGCGCUGAGCCGAAAGCGAACGUACGUGCUCACAAGGGAGCUCGGCCCGCUCGUGCUUCGACGCGACGCCUCGUACCUGCAUGCGCAGCUCCCGCCCAAGCACGAAUACGUCAUGCUGUGCAAGCUCUCGACGCUUCAGAUCCAGAUCUACAAGGCGUUUCUCCGCGAAGGCGUCCCGAAGGGCUCAAAGCUCAAGCAAGUCGAUGUGCUCGGUGGCUAUCAUAUUACACUCGCGAUUUCCAACCACCCAGACGUCGUCUACAACUCGAUGAAGCAGCUCAACGACGGAAACGCCAAGGACGCGGCGCCCAGCGCGGCGGCGACGCCAUCGACACUUGACGACGGGGGUGACGACAGUGACAUUGAAGCCAUGGAAGCCAUCACGCGCACGAUGGAGCAUCGCUUGAGCUUUGCGGAACCGCUCUUGCCGCCGACGUAUGUGACGGGCAUUGCGGAGAACUCGGGGAAGAUGCUCAUGCUUCUCCACAUUUUGCGCGCGUGCCGUGAGAUUGGCGAUCGCGUCACGGUGUUUACGCAGAGCAUCACGUCCAUGAACGUGAUCGAGUCGAUGCUCAGCGAGUACAACGCCAAGAAGAAGACGUUCGACAAGAUCCACUCGAUUCGUAUCGAUGGUAGCACGUCGCAGCAACUGCGCUUCCAACGCAUCUCCAUGUUCAACGACCCGUGCGAAGAAGUUGACGUCAUCUUGAUCUCGACCAAAGCCGGCGGCGAAGGUGUCAAUCUCUGUGGCGGCAACCGCGUCGUCAUCUUUGACGUGUGCUGGAACCCGUGCCACGACGCUCAGUCGAUGUGUCGGUCGUACCGCUUCGGGCAGCUGAAGCCGGUGUAUGUUUACCGACUUAUCGCUGCUGGCACGAUGGAGAAGAAGGUGUAUGACCUCCAAGUGCGCAAGGAAGGCGUGAGCAAGCGCGUCGUGGACAACACAGCGCUUGAGCGCAAGUUCCACCGCGACGACAUCAAAAAGUACUUUUGCAUCCAAGAGUUCAAGAAGGCCCAACAACAGACGGCGUCGGUGGACCCGGACGAAGUCAUGGCCAAGAUGAAGCACCACGCGACGAAGGACGCGGUGCUGCAGGGCCUCCUGGACGAAAAGUCCCAGUGGUUGGUCGACUGCUACGAGCAGGAGACGAUGUUUGAGGAAAACUUAAACGAGCGCAUCUCGGAAAUCGAGCAAGAAGAAGCGCUGCGCCAGUUUGCGAUGGAGAAAGCGUGCCGAGAUAUCGUCGGCUACUCGCUCGGUGACUCACACCUCAAGGUCGCCCUCUGCCCACAGUGCAACCAUUCAAACGACAUUACUGGCGUCGAAGCGGAUGUGUCGUCGAUCAUCUGCGCCGAGUGCGAAACCCCGAUCGACGUUUCUGACGCCAACAACGUCGUCACGGUGAACCGCGCGACGCACGACGCCGUCUCGGCGAGUGCACGCGUGUCGGCACCCAUGUUUCCCGACGUCUUCAACAGCCAUAUGCCGACUCCGCAAGUAAACCCGGAACUGCAAGCGCAACUCAUGCUGUUGCGCGCACAGAACGCACUGAAUGCGCAACAAGCUAAUCAAAAUUUGCAGGCGGCAGCGAUGUUGGCUUUCCAAGGUGGCGCGCGCGCAUUGCCAGCGACGUUGCAGAGUGUUGCCGCCCCCAUUGCCACCCAAGCGGUUCCUCUGCAGCGACGAAUCCUCUUUUUGCGGAAAGGCCUCAACCGCGACGUUGUCGAUACGCUGAAGAACCAAGCGUCCGCCGUCUUGAAGUGCCACUUUGAUGUCGAGUUGUUGCCGUCAACAACCGACGUUGUCUCGGCCUUGCCGCUCCCCAACGUGCUGAGCUGGCUGCGAGUUCCAGGUCUUCCGUCCAACACAACGUAUCGCAGCGUCGAGUGGCUCCAAGACGAAAUCAAGAAAUCCCAGAGCACCGACCGUGCGCAAUAAAGUAGACUCAAUGACCACAAUUUUAUCACGACG